Peromyscus leucopus (white-footed mouse) is the source of this 3609-nucleotide messenger RNA. It is a transcript of the gene Prss12, whose product is annotated as serine protease 12. The record is from RefSeq and is a predicted model, not a curated record. The coding region runs from base 300 to 2585 and encodes 761 amino acids. Gene Ontology annotation, cellular component: terminal bouton; membrane; synaptic cleft. NCBI's taxonomy places the organism in Eukaryota, Metazoa, Chordata, Mammalia, Rodentia, Cricetidae. Gene Ontology annotation, biological process: proteolysis. Gene Ontology annotation, molecular function: serine-type endopeptidase activity. The transcript is spliced from 11 exons.
AGACCGUCCCCCACGUUGGCACCAAGAGCCCGCGGAGUUCCGUGCCCCGCUCUGAGCCUCGGGACUGACAGCCCAGGGAGGGCUGGAGGUCGGGCUCCGGGCAACAGUGCUCCUAGCGCUCUUAGCCAGCGACGGAGGCCGACCCUUCGGGUCCCGUGCGAUCCUCCAGCCGCCCCCGGGGCCGGGACAGCAGGGCGGCGGCGCGAGCGUGGGAGGGGGCUCCAGGACUCUGCCGGCCCCGCCCCGCCCCCUCCUCGGGGACCCGGAGCCUAGCAUGGACCACACUCGGCGCCGCAGCCAUGGCGCUCGCCCGCUGCGUGCUGGCUGUGAUUUUAGGGGCACUGCCCGCGGUGGCCGGCGCUGAUCCCGCCUCGCCCUCGCCCCUGCACCGCCCGCAAACGUCCCCGCCGCGUCCCCCACACGCGCGCUACCUUCCCAGCCCGCGGCGGCCACCGAGGACCCCGCGCUUCCCGCUCCCGCCAGGGGUACCGGCUGCCCAGCGCUUGCAGGUCCUCACCGCCCGGCACACGCCCCCAGGGCUCCCACGCGGCUGCGGGGCAGGAGAGCUGUGGGGCAACACCACCGACCUCGGCGUCCCGUGUCUGCACUGGGCGAAGGUGCCGCCCUUCUUGGAGCGGUCGCCCCCGGCUAGCUGGGCUGAGCUGCGAGGGCAGCCGCACAACUUCUGCCGGAGCCCUGACGGCGCGGGCAGACCUUGGUGCUUCUACCGGAAUGCCCAAGGCAAAGUGGACUGGGGCUACUGCGAUUGUAGUCAAGGCCGGCUGUUGCCUGUCAUUCGCCUUGCUGGUGGGAAUAGCGGGCAUGAAGGUCGAGUGGAGCUGUACCACGCUGGCCAGUGGGGGACCAUCUGUGACGACCAAUGGGACGAUGCUGACGCAGAAGUCGUCUGCAGGCAGCUGGGUCUCAGUGGCAUUGCCAGGGCAUGGCAUCAUGCACAUUUUGGGGAAGGAGCUGGCCCGAUAUUGUUGGAUGAAGUGCGCUGCACAGGAAAUGAGCUGUCCGUUGAGCAGUGUCCAAAGAGCUCCUGGGGAGAGCAUAACUGUGGCCAUAAAGAAGAUGCUGGAGUGUCUUGUGUCCCUCUAACAGAUGGGGUCAUCAGACUUGCAGGAGGGAAGAGUGGCCAUGAAGGUCGCUUGGAGGUGUACUAUAGGGGAAAGUGGGGAACAGUAUGCGAUGACGGAUGGACUGAGACGAACUCACACGUGGCUUGUCGACUGUUGGGAUUUAAAUACGGCAGACAGGCCUCUGUAAACCACUUUGAAGGCAGCAAUGGGCCCAUAUGGCUGGAUGACGUCAGCUGCUCAGGAAGAGAAGCCAGCUUCCUCCAGUGUUCCAGGAGACAGUGGGGAAAGCAUGACUGUAGCCAUAGGGAAGAUGUGGGCCUCACCUGCUACCCUGACAGUGAGGGACACAGGCUUUCUCCAGGUUUUCCUAUCAGACUAAUGGAUGGAGAAAAUAAGAAAGAAGGACGAGUGGAGGUUUUUGUCAAUGGCCAAUGGGGAACAAUUUGCGAUGAUGGAUGGACCGAUAAAGAUGCAGCUGUGAUCUGUCGGCAGCUUGGUUACAAGGGUCCUGCCAGAGCAAGGAGCAUGGCUUAUUUUGGGGAAGGAAAAGGACCCAUCCACAUGGAUAACGUGAAGUGCACAGGAAGUGAGAAGUCACUAGCGGACUGUGUCAAACAGGAUAUUGGAAGGCACAACUGCCGCCAUAGUGAGGAUGCGGGAGUCAUCUGUGACUAUUCUGAGAAGAAAGCAUCGAGGAACAGUCAUAAAGAGAUGCUCUCUUCUGGGUGUGGACUGAGAUUAUUGCAUCGUCGACAGAAACGGAUCAUUGGUGGAAACAAUUCUUUAAGGGGCGCUUGGCCUUGGCAGGCUUCCCUCCGGCUGAAGUCAUCCCAUGGAGAUGGCAGGCUGCUUUGUGGAGCCACCCUUCUGAGUAGCUGCUGGGUGCUGACGGCUGCUCACUGUUUCAAAAGGUAUGGUAACAACACGCGGAGCUAUGCAGUUCGAGUUGGGGAUUACCACACUUUGGUGCCAGAGGAGUUUGAAGAAGAAAUAGGGGUUCAGCAGAUUGUGAUUCAUAGGAACUACCGGCCGGACAGCAGUGACUAUGACAUUGCCCUGGUUAGAUUACAAGGACCAGGGGAGCAAUGUGCCAGACUAAGCACCCAUGUUUUGCCAGCCUGUUUACCUCUCUGGAGAGAGAGGCCACAGAAAACAGCCUCCAAUUGUCACAUAACAGGAUGGGGAGACACAGGGCGUGCUUACUCCAGAACUCUACAACAAGCGGCUGUGCCUUUACUCCCCAAGAGGUUUUGUAAAGAGCGCUACAAGGCUCUAUUUACCGGGAGAAUGCUCUGUGCUGGAGACCUCCAAGAAAACAACCGUGUGGACAGCUGCCAGGGAGACAGUGGAGGACCACUUAUGUGCGAAAGACCCGAUGAGACCUGGGUUGUAUAUGGGGUGACUUCCUGGGGGUAUGGCUGUGGAAUCAAAGACACUCCAGGUGUUUAUACCAGAGUCCCUGCCUUUGUACCUUGGAUAAAAAGCAUCACCAAACUGUAAUUUAUGGAAAGCUCAAGAAGAGUAAAGAAAACUGAUGGGAAGUACCCAGUCUCUGUAUUUGGCAACAAGCCAGGGAAGACAACACCUGGAGCCCGAGAUCCCUCCUCCAGCAGUUUUGGGGUACAGGCACUUCAGUGUAAUGCUGAGAUUUACCAUCUUUGCCUAUUGUAAUUUUUGUAAGUUUAUAAAUUUGACCUAAACUACUUAAAACCAGAUCUUACCUACACUAAGACUGGCAUAUCAAGUUUGAUAACCUUUUGUAACAUAUUAUCUUCUUAGCAUUUGUUAAAUCAUGAAAUCAGGGGACAGAAUGGGACAAACUUAAAAAGCUGAGGUAGAUCAAGUCAUUUACUUAACCAUUUACUCACAAGUACGUUAGUAACAAGCCCAAGGACAUGUUUUAGCCACCUAUAAGCUACUACCAAAUCCUCAUUUCCCCAAAAUACAGUAAGCAGGUUAUCACUUGAAUUUUACUAGUGUUUGGACUAUGGUAGAAGAGUGCCAUCUACUGGCACUUUCGAGUAAGCCUACAGAUUUCUCAAGACUAACCAGUCACAUCCCAUUUUACACAUGCAAUAAAAAAAUAUGCGUACAUCCUAAAAACGAGGCAUACACACAUGACCGUACAACUUAAUGACAACUUGGGAAGUCAUGGAGAUCUUACAGUGGUCCAUUUCAAAUGGGAAAGCAGGCUAAGAAGGAUGGAGGGUAGUGCUGAUGGAUCCCUUCUCCUCUAUGGUUCCCAAGAUGCUAUCAUACUCUUGAACAUGAGUAUUGUCAGAGCCUUCUCAAAUCCCAAACUCAUUAAUAUGGUGAGGUUGCUACCCACUCUGAUAUGGCUGUAAAUAACCAUUAGGUAUCUGUUGUCACAAAGCAUGCCCCACCCACCAAAUGGUGCUGUACUCUUCACUUCGGGGGUGCUUGAAGGCCUUGUCUUUUUAAAACCCCAUCCUCAUAUGGCACUAGCUUACAGACGGGCUUGGGGAGCAAUGUACAUUUUCUGUAAAGGAAACUUCACACUGGU